Schistocerca serialis cubense is the source of this 2506-nucleotide messenger RNA. Its product is annotated as longitudinals lacking protein-like. NCBI's taxonomy places the organism in Eukaryota, Metazoa, Arthropoda, Insecta, Orthoptera, Acrididae. Gene Ontology annotation, biological process: regulation of transcription by RNA polymerase II. The transcript has 4 exons. Gene Ontology annotation, cellular component: nucleus. Gene Ontology annotation, molecular function: protein binding. The record is from RefSeq and is a predicted model, not a curated record. Bases 86 to 2506 code for a protein of 806 amino acids.
CGACGUCACUGUAGGCCGGGUGAGCCGCCGUUGCUGAAGUGGCAGGCCUUAUUCCGUUUCAUGUAGCAAGGGCGAGAUAACAGACAUGGGAAGUGAGCAUUACUGCCUCAGGUGGAAUAAUCAUCAGAGCAACUUACUCGGUGUAUUCAGUCAGCUUCUUCAAGACGAGAGCCUUGUAGACGUUACCCUUGCCUGUGCUGAAGGACAUUCAAUACGUGCUCACAAAGUGGUCCUCUCAGCUUGUUCAUCUUAUUUUCAGACACUUUUUGUUGACCAUCCAAGCCGGCACCCAAUUGUUAUCCUUAAGGACGUACGGUUUGCAGAAUUAAGAACUCUAGUGGAAUUCAUGUACAAGGGUGAAGUGAACGUCGAGUACUGUCAGCUGUCAGCUCUACUGAAAACAGCGGAAAGUCUCAAAGUGAAAGGUCUCGCAGAGAUGACAAACUUAAAUUCGGGAAGAGAUGAACAUAGUGAAGUGCCUAACGCAAAGCAUUCGAGCAACGCCAGUGGAGCUGACGUUCCUCCCUCUUCGGAUUCUGCUGCCAAGAGGCUCAGUGAUGGAGGUGCAAGAACGCCGCUUCCAGCCGAAAGUGUUUCCCCGCCUGUUCGUGUUGAGAGACAGCAGUUUGGUGAUAAAGAUAAUUCCGGUUGUGAUGAAAACGAAAGUUGUGACGAAGGAGCGAGGCGAGCAGAUACACCUGAAGUUGAUGACCUAUCCAUUCGUGGCAGUUGUGCUGGGCCGAGUGAUAUGACAGUGGGUAGCAGUGUAGUGUCAUCUCAUCCACCUACAGCAGCCGCAGUUACUGCGACGUCUUCGACAGCUGUUUGCAGGCUACCAUCUCCCCACAGUAGUGAACCAAUCCCUGGGCCUUCAUGUAUGCUACCAGUUCAACAAGUACCCUUGUCUUUAAAGAAGGAAGUAGAUUGGGAUCGAAGUGUUGCUGAUGAUAAGAGUACCACAGGAGAAAGUUCCUCUGACUAUAGACAUCCGCAAGAUUUGGAUCUUUCUCCCUUAGAUGCGAGAUAUGGAUCUCCUUGUGUGAUAACAGGGUCACGGCAACUGGGAUCUGAUAUUCAGAUAAGUAACCACGCAAGAUCCUCUACACCCUUCCAGUUCCCAUUUUCUCCAUUUGCUGCUGGCUUUCCAAGUAGUUUUGGUGCUGGCUUCCCUGAUAUGGGCAUAGAUGCUUUAAGUCGGCAAAACUGCUCAAUAUUGAAUCUCCUCCACCAACAGAGCUUGCUGGCUUCACCAGUAUCGGAAGAUGGUGGACGAUCCCCAUUUGGAACAGUUGGCUCUGGUAUUUUCAGAUGCUCAGUCUGUUUGGCUUCCUUCCCUUCAUCUUGGCUCCUGGAACAACACUCUGACUUGCAGCACUCUGUACCAUCUCAAGCUGAAGAUACAGAAAGUGAAGAGAAACCUUUCAAAUGUGAUCAGUGUGGACAGAGCUACAGAUAUCGAUCCGCCUAUUUGAAGCAUAGAGAACAAAACCACAGAGCUCGCUUACCGGCAGACAAGCUCUUCACUUGUGAUGUCUGUGGAAUGCAGUUUCGAUACUUGAAGUCUUUCAAGAAGCAUCGUCUUAACCAUGCUCUGGAAAAGUUACACUCUAAGUCUCCAUCAGAAUUUGACAUAUUUACGCGUACUAUCAGAAAUAAUGGAAUGCUUGGGGAUCUUCUCGGAGAGAGAGCACUUCGAAAUAGCAGUGUACCUGAAUCUGCGACAGAUUACAGUGGAAAGAUAUUUCCAUUCAUGCAUAAAGGAAGUGAAUCAAACAGUGACAGUACUUUGAAUACAACUGUGACAUCGUCGGAUAAAGAUAUGGAAAAAUCUGCUGCAACACCUACUGCAAGUGCUCCAACCCCAGAAAGCAGCAGUGAACAAGUUUCAAGCUCAAAUGAGGCUGUUGUUCGAAACAUGUCUGAAGAAAAACCGGUCUUGAAUCCCAGUUAUGAGCGCAUACCUAGUGGAUCAUUAUCUAAACUGGGGGGUCAAAACUUGUACAGAUUUCCCCUCAGUGAUUAUUAUUAUGGUAGUAGUGCCAGCACAACAGAAGGAAGCUCAGUAGAAGAAAAGAAAGUGUUUAAAACAGAAAAGACAUCUGAGGCAGAACAAGAUGAAACGAUAGAUUCUAUGACAUUUGCACUGUCUAUGACAUCCAGUGGAAGUAAUACUUUCCGUUCAGCACACGAAGCUUCACUUAUCAAUUUACUUCGCAUGGAUGCUGCUGAAAGACAACGAGAACGUAGGUUUGCUUGCCCAUUUUGUGGCAAGUGUGUACGAUCAAAGGAAAACCUGAAGUUGCAUGUCCGGAAACAUACUGGAGAGCGGCCAUUUGUGUGUCUAUUUUGUGGACGGGCAUUUGGGGGAAAGAGUGAUUUAACUCGUCAUCUUCGCAUACACACAGGUGAACGCCCCUACCAUUGUGAAAUGUGCGGCAAAUGCUUUGCGAGAGCUGACUAUUUAUCUAAGCAUCUGACCACACAUAUACAUAACUCCCAGCGAUGA